AUGGGGGAACUAAUAGUAACAAUUACUACAUGGGAUAAACCAAAUUAUGAAUUAUUUGAUGGAGAAUCACAAAAUUAUAGAAUAUAGGAAUAUUUGAUAGAUGAACCAGGAAUGUUUUGCAGAAAUGGAGAGAAUGAAACAUUUUUCGAUUAGAAUAUGAGUAGAAAGGAUGGAGUAAGGAUUCUAUUCAAUCUCAGAAUUGACGAUGGUAGUAUUUGGCGAGUGCAUUGUAGGACAAUUUGUUAUUGGAGAUAAAGAUUAAAUUGAAGAUUUAUGGAUUUAAUCAAAGAAUGAGUAACAAAUAAGACAAAAUGAUGUGAUAAAACUAGGAAAGAAAGUCUUAAAAGUACUUAACAUUAGUAAUGAAAAUAACUUACAUUUGACACAUUAUUAAAAUGUAGUUAUUUAAAUUCAAAAUGUAGAAACCUCAUUCCUCGAAUCAUAAAAUAUGUGCAGAAUAUGCUUAGAACAUACUUGUAAUACUUCGAAUCCUUUGCUUUCAUUAUGUCGUUGUUGUGGUAGUACUAAGUAUGUACACUAUGAGUGUGUAAAGACUUGGCUAUAUGGGAAAAUGUAAGCGAAGCAGUCUCAAUAUUGUACUGAGUAACAAACAUUCAAAAAAUUUAGAAUAAAUGCUAAGAGUGUGAGGUGUGAAAUUUGUUAAUCAUUCUACCCUUCGAUGGUGUACACAGGAGAUAAUGUGUUAGGAUUGUAUAAUUUGGAUAAUUUAAAAUAUCAUGUUGUGUUGGAAGAUGUAGAAAAUUAGAUUAUCAUGGUCCUUAAUUUUGGAGAUCAGACAACUUUGACAGUUGGACGCGGUCAUGAGAGUAAUAUAAAGAUAAGUGAAAUAACAAUUAGUAGAACACAUCUUGCAUUAGUCAUAAGGUAAAUGUCUUAACAAUAUGAAGGAACAAUAAGUUGUAUAUUGAGGAUAAGAAUUCUAAGUUUGGAACUCUAAUAAAAUUGCAAAAAGCAAGAAGAAUAGAGAAAAAUGAGACUCUUUUUUUAUAGUCAGGACGGAGCAGAAUAAUGAUAAAACAUAAGGAAAAAAGAAAACGAUGUGCGUUACUUUGUAAUUUUCUUGAAUGA
Paramecium sonneborni is the source of this 1089-nucleotide messenger RNA. The record is from the annotation of a GenBank genome assembly. Lineage: Eukaryota; Ciliophora; Oligohymenophorea; Peniculida; Parameciidae.